This is a messenger RNA of Telopea speciosissima, 1344 nucleotides long. RefSeq names its product zinc finger MYND domain-containing protein 15. The transcript is spliced from 11 exons. Lineage: Eukaryota; Viridiplantae; Streptophyta; Magnoliopsida; Proteales; Proteaceae. The record is from RefSeq and is a predicted model, not a curated record. The coding region runs from base 16 to 1146 and encodes 376 amino acids.
GAAUAUAGGGAAACGAUGGAGUGCGCGGCGAAGGGACGCGGAACGCGUUGUAUCGGGCCUCCUACUCGACGAUGUGGUCGCUGCGGUGUGGUUGCUUACUGCUCCGUCGCUCACCAGCUUUCACACUGGAGUGACCACAAGGAAGAAUGUGCCAGAUUUGAACAGCAAAUGAGAUCUGCAGAUGUUUUGCAUGAUUUUCCUUUUACAUUCUCUUCGGAAGCUUUGGUUCAGGUUCAUGAAAAGCCGGAGACUAGGUGUUCCUUCUUUAUGAGACAAGGCCUUCAUCAGGUAGGAAUGUGGAGAUACGAAUGUCAUUGCGGGGCAUCAGUUGCUGCUUCUGAUUGUCCGAGGAUGAUUUAUGAUUGGAAUCUUCCAACCAUAUUAUGCCCAUGCCGUGAGCCAAAAACUCCAACAUCAAUGCGUUUGAGUAAUUGGAAAGACUACUAUGAAUGGAGAUGCCUCCCACUCCAUUCACCUGUUGCUUUGCUUCUUCAGUGGACAGUUACUAUAUAUCAUGCCAUACAACUUGCUGCUGUAAGAAACUCAACUAAUGAAAAUAGCAACAAACUGUACAUACACUAUCUAGGGCCUGAUAAAGAACUGCUUCAACUUGCUGUCUUUGGGGAGUUGAGAGCUCUUCUUCCCGGUAUUCAGGUUCAUAUAGACCUUAUUGGUCCAGCAGUUCCACAAUUUAGGGAUGGAGAAAGGAUUGAUCUCUGCAGGUAUGCUCGUUGUACGGAGAUAGAUUGUGCUUGUAAAUCUUCAACUGAGAAUGCUAGCUUGGGAGUAUCAAAUGGCAUAAAUUCACCUGUGACUCUGCAACUCCAUAAAGGUUUUUAUCAUGAACGGCAUAGAGAAAUAGUGAAGGAUUCCUUUCCUCACUUGGUUGUUGCUUCAAAUGCUGGUAUUGCUGCCUAUUCUAGCUGGUUACCAACUUUAGAGCUUAUAAAGGAGAUGAAUGUACCAGCAAUUUUUUCUGAUUACUGUGAAGAAGCUGCAAAUCUGGCUGCUUGUUGCAUAAGCUCUGUAACUGGCCGUCCUCUUGGGAUUCCUAUUCAAAUAAACCCAUUCAGGCAACCAAUGGUGGUGGAAGAUAGUUCUUUGUUCCUCCCUUGCUAUUCAAAUUGCUUCAUCUUUGGGAUGUGAAGAGGGUGUUUGAAGCUUUAAUGACCAUUUGAAGAUAUAGUUUUCACUGCAUUGGUCUAGUAUUUCCACCCAAAGAAAGCAAUGGGAACAGAGAUAUAAGCACCUUGAGAAUGUCCUUCAAUUUAUCUUCUGAUGUAUUUAAUGCAGGAUGGUAGCGAAGUGGAGCAUUAUGACUGGAAGGCUACUAAGCUAAGUUGC